AUAUAUCGAGAAAGAAAGAAAAAAGUAAAGUAAAGUAAGCCGCCUCGCCUCAUCUUCAUCGUCUCACCUCGUUGGCUCUCUCUCUAUGGGAAGAAGCCCGAUUUAGGGUUUCGUUCGAUUUAUAUAUCGAUUUGACCAUCGCCGCCAACCUCUAGACUCUUCUGGUUUAAAGACAGUUCUUUUACUUGUGCUUUGUUUAGAGUAUUAUGCCUAAAGAGAGGAAAGACCGAUCUGUAUCUCAUGAAAGGUUAAGAUCAUCGCCUUUGUAUUGUGAGUCAAGUCGUGCUCUGAAGCCAAGUGAGAAGCAAGUUAAGGAAUGGGAAGAAGCUCGAUGUCCUGUCUGUAUGGAACAUCCUCACAAUGGCAUCCUUCUCAUUUGCUCUUCCUUUGAUAAAGGUUGCCGUCCUUACAUGUGUGACACUAGCCACCGUCACUCAAACUGCUUCGAUCAGUACCGCAAAGCUCCUAAACAGACACCGACUGAGACUGAUGGUGUAGCUUCAGACUCCACCAUUGUAGAUUUGAGAGGAGAGGCUGCGUCUGGGGUAACAGUAGGAGCAGAAGAAGCAGAGGGAGACCAAGAAAAGGUCAAACCGAAGCUGACUUGUCCGCUAUGCCGUGGACAUAUAAAGGAAUGGGUGGCUGUGGAAGAUGCUCGAGGCUUCAUGAACGCGAAACAUAGAAGCUGUUCUUCCGAGAGUUGUGAGUUCAGUGGAACUUACUCUGAUCUGAGAAAGCACGCGAGGCUCCAGCAUCCAGGAGUAAGGCCAUCGGAAGCUGAUCCAGAGAGACAGAGAAGCUGGAGGAGGCUAGAGAGGCAGAGAGACUUGGGUGAUUUGCUUAGCACACUCCAAUCUUCUUUCGGAGGUGAAGAGAGAAGCAGCAGCAGCAGCAACGAUGAUGGGAUUCUGUCUUUUGAUGAUGGUGGUUGGCUUACAGUGUUCUUCCUCAUCCGUGUGUUUAGACCAGAAUCGAGUGGUGGAUCAAGGAGUAGUAGCUGGUCAGGGACGUCUAGAGCUAGGUCGCAUAUAGGUGUGAGCAGAAGAAGAUCUUCAAGGCUCUGGGGUGAGAGCUACGAAGGUGAUACGGGAGCAUCAUCUAGAGACGAAGAGAAUAAUCAGUCUUCUGAUGAACAAGAGUCAAGACGUCGUGUCCGAAGAAGAGCUUUCAUCGCUGAUGAUGAUGAAGAAGAAGAACCUUGAUUGGCUCUUUGUUGUUUAUGCAAAGAAAAUGGUGGAAACUUUGUUGUAAUAAUGAAAACCUAUUCUGUAAAAUUUUGAAAAAGCUUUUUUUAAUUGAGAAACAAAAUGUUCAAUAAUAAUUUUUACCAUUUUACAAAAUC
Messenger RNA from Brassica oleracea var. oleracea, 1342 nucleotides. RefSeq lists its product as uncharacterized. The coding region runs from base 207 to 1202 and encodes 331 amino acids. The transcript has 2 exons. NCBI's taxonomy places the organism in Eukaryota, Viridiplantae, Streptophyta, Magnoliopsida, Brassicales, Brassicaceae. The record is from RefSeq and is a predicted model, not a curated record.